GACACUAUAUGCUCUUGUAAAUGUAUUGUUAUUUUAAAUUUUUUAUUUUUAUUUUUUCAAAAUUUUGGUUAAUUGAUUUUUCUGACUUUCUGGCUACACAAUGAUUUCCCAGCAUUUGAAGAUUUGGUGGAAAAAGAACUGCAUGCGUCAGGCUGUCAAGUAAAUCUCUACCUCAAGUCCUCCAGCCCAUUCUAUGGUCACUUGACAUUUUCGAGUUGUUAAGUUAGUAGAGUGGCUAGUUGAGUUAUAAAUAAUUAGAAUACCAUACUAAAUGUUAGAUACUUAAUAAAAGCAAAAAAUGUCUGGCGAUAGCUCGGCAGCUAUGAAGCUGUUUAUCUUUAACAGGAAGUGUAACUGCGUGUGGUAAGUCAAAGCAGUAGUGCGCUAAGACAAGGCAAGCAUCACAAACAGGAAGUCUUUGUCAUCCAUCAGGGCCUCUAAAAGUGAACUAUAUUGUGCUUACCAGUUUGUUGGAGGGUGGUUUAGUGCUAAAAAGACGACUGCCAAUGGCCCAGGCAAGGAAUCCAAGCUUUGGGCAAAAUGUGAGCACCAACUCUGCCCUGCAAAGGCUGGACAAUUUGGCCAGUCGCUUUUUUAACAAGUAUCGCAAAGGAAACCAGGAAAAAUCACAAGAAAGUGAUGGCCCGCAUGUUUCUGAGUACACCAUCAUUUGGGAUGGAGCAAUGAAAGAAUUUUUAGACAAAGCCAAAGAUGAAUUCUUGAGGAAAUGGGAGUGUCCACUCCAGAGCACAACAUGUCUUGAUGACUUUGAAAGGCUGAAAACUCUGGGUACAGGUUCUUUUGGGAGAGUUAUGUUAGUGAAACAUAGAGAAACAGAGCAGUACUAUGCUAUGAAGAUUUUGGACAAGCAAAAAGUGGUAAAGCUGAAACAAAUAGAACACACAUUAAAUGAGAAAAGAAUAUUGCAAGCAGUGUCUUUCCCUUUCCUUGUUCGUUUGGUAUAUGCUUUCAAGGACAACUCAAACCUCUAUAUGGUUAUGGAGUAUGUCCCUGGUGGAGAGAUGUUCUCACAUCUAAGACGAAUUGGAAGAUUUAGCGAGCCACAUGCAAGGUUCUUUGCGGCACAGAUCGUACUCACGUUUGAGUACCUCCACUCUCUAGACCUAAUCUACAGAGACCUGAAGCCUGAGAAUCUUCUCAUUGAUCAACAUGGGUAUAUUCAGGUCACAGAUUUUGGCUUUGCUAAAAGAGUAAAAGGCAGAACUUGGACAUUGUGCGGCACACCAGAAUACCUGGCUCCAGAGAUCAUUCUUAGCAAGGGCUACAAUAAAGCUGUGGAUUGGUGGGCUCUCGGUGUUUUGAUCUAUGAAAUGGCAGCAGGCUACCCACCUUUCUUUGCUGACCAGCCCAUCCAGAUUUAUGAGAAAAUUGUAUCUGGCAAGGUGAGAUUUCCCUCUCAUUUCAGUUCAGACCUAAAGGACCUGCUGAGGAAUCUGCUUCAGGUUGACCUCACAAAGCGCUUUGGCAAUCUAAAAAAUGGGGUCAAUGACAUUAAAAAUCAUAAGUGGUUUGCUACAACAGAUUGGAUUGCCAUUUAUGAGAAGAAGGUGGAGGCACCCAUCAUACCAAAGUGCAGAGGGCCAAGUGACACAAGCAACUUUGAUGAUUAUGAUGAGGAGGAAAUCCGGAUCUCAGAAACGGAAAAGUGUGCAAAGGAAUUCUUAGAGUUUUAGUGAGAGGGUACUCAAAGGGCUCUAGCAUAAUUGGGAUAUUCUUUGGGGGUUUUUUUGUUUGUUUUUUUGCACUCCUUCAAAGGUGAGAGUGAAGCUGUGACCAUCAUGUGUGUUUAAAUUGUCUCACAUUUCCUCAUCCCAUGAGGCUGGGAGAAAUUCAUGAGUGCCAUGAUCUGUGUAGUUAUACACAGGCAGGCAGUGCAGUUUCUCUUUAGGGAUGCCACACAAAGCACCCUUAGUUUUUUGUGUUCUGUUUUGAAAUAUGUCAUAAAUUUUCAAGAUUAUUGUAUUCUUCCUGUUAUUCUAAAAUAUUAUUAUGAUUAUGAUUAUUAUUAUUAUUAUUUGAUAUUUAUGAAAAGGGAAGAGGCCAGUUACUCUGAUUUGUGGUGAAGCAGAUGUAUUAAUUUUAGUCUGUGAAAAUGCACUUUUAAGGAUUGGUGCUGCUUGUUCUUGCCAGCAACAUAUUUUGUCUGUUACCUGUUAAUUCAGUUUUUUUUAUUUUUUAAGAUUCAUGUUGUACCACAGAUGUCUCACCCCUGAAUGUAUGUGUAUGUCUCUGUGUCUGCAUAUACAUGGCACGCACACAGACGUUGGAGGAAGUGUGCAUGUGUGUGAAUGGAUGUAUGUAGAGGGGGGAAAAAAACUGUUGUAAGAGGUGAUUUUAUUAUUAUUUUUUAUCUGCUAAGUACACAAUACUAGGCAAGGCGCACACAUGGCAAAUCCCAACUAUUAGGUCAGUACAUUUCAGUAAUGUUACAUAAUAUAUGUUACUGCAAGCAAGGUUCUAGAAGAUUAUUGAUUAUUUCUGAUAAAAGAUUAAUACACCAGCAUGAAUAUGACAGGCUUUUACUCUCUGAAGGCAUGUCACCUGGUUUCAGUGCAACUGCAACUUGUUUAAAUUAUUCUGGAAUAAAUUGUCCAUGGGUUUUAUACACUUUGAUUUAGGGUUUUUUCUUUCUUUCUCUUCUUUUUCUUUGUAAUUUACAUUCCCAUCUAUAUUGUUUAUUUCAUCAAUUCAACCAAAAUGCAGUUGUAACUAGUGUGUACAGCCAAACAGUAGUUAUAAAGUGGCGGUUACAUUCAGCACAAAACCAUUUGCUGACUGGAUGGUCAGCUCUUUGGUGAUGUUAAUUAUUCCAUGUUUCAAUUUCUUUAUGAAUCUAUCGAUCCUUUCAAAAGAUGGCUUAUAAAUGUAAUGUUCUAUUUGUCAAGUUGGCCUAACAAAGAAGGCAGUGUAUUUUUAAUUUAUUGGAAUGUUUAGUACUUGACACUCCCAAAAACAAUAUUUAAAGGUAAUAAUUUAGUAUUUCACUUGUCAGUGUGGGCUGUAGUAUGCAAUGUCUAUGUAUUUAGUUUUUGUAUGAUAAUUUGCACAAUGUCAUUUAGAAAGCUGCCCCUUCCCCACAUUAUUACAUGUAUUUUUAAGGGAUGUGUACACCUCUUCGCUGUAGCAUAUUUUAUGUAUCAAAUGAUAUGUCACUGUUAUGAAUAAACGAAAAUGCUUUGUAA
Messenger RNA from Electrophorus electricus (electric eel), 3203 nucleotides. Lineage: Eukaryota; Metazoa; Chordata; Actinopteri; Gymnotiformes; Gymnotidae. The record is from RefSeq and is a predicted model, not a curated record.